Molecule: messenger RNA, 573 nt
Organism: Nipponia nippon (crested ibis)
Lineage: Eukaryota; Metazoa; Chordata; Aves; Pelecaniformes; Threskiornithidae
Source: RefSeq, a predicted model, not a curated record
GCGCGGGCGCUGUACGAGCGGGUGCGCAUCCUGUGCUGGGUGAUGACGGCCCCCGGCAACCUGGAGACCAAGGCCCGGCACGUGCGGGCCACCUGGGCACGCCACUGCAACGUGGCCCUCUUCAUGAGCUCGGAGCCCGACGAGAGCUUCCCCGCCGUGGGGCUGCCCGUCCAGGAGGGCCGCCAGCAGCUCUACUGGAAAACCAUCCGCGCCUUCCAGUACGUGCACCGGCACCACCUGGGCCAGGCCGACUGGUUCCUCAAGGCGGACGACGACACCUUCGUGGUGGUGGCCAACCUGCGCUGGCUGCUGGCCGGCCAAGCCCCCGAGCGCCCCGUCUACUUCGGCAAGCGCUUCAAGCCCUUCGUCAAGCAGGGCUACAUGAGCGGCGGGGCGGGCUACGUGCUCAGCAAGGAGGCCCUGCGGCGCUUCGUGGCCGCCUUCGCCUCCCGCGCCUGCAGCCACACCAGCGCCGUGGAGGACGUGGCCCUGGGCCAGUGCCUGGAGAAGGUGGGGGUGGAGGCGGGCGACUCGCGGGACACGCGGGGCCGUGAGACCUUCCACCCCUUCCCG